CAAAGGCUACGUGUGACUGAAUAUACUGAAAAUCUUUGGGGAGAACCAUGGCAACUAUACUAGGAGUGGAUCACAAAGUGUUUGCGGUGUCUACUAUAGCUGUCAGUGUGGGAAUUGCGGGAUAUUCCGUGUAUCGACUAGUGCAAGACCGCAAACGUCAGAAGCAGACGAACAUUUACGAAUCUCAAAAGCUUGUCUCAGAGUACUUGGUGUUUCACUAUGGUAGCCCAGAUGAAAUCCUGCGAUGGUCAUUCGGGCCCAAAAACUGUCUAGAAUUCCCCAAGCAGUGUGCAGAUAUUUGUAUGAAGUACUUUAAACAGGGUGACAGUAUUCCUCUGCGAGCCUUAGACAUUGGCUGUGCGGUUGGUCGGUCAUCUUUUGAAUUGGCUCGCAUGUUUGAGAAGGUGAUAGGAAUAGACUACAGCCAGGCAUUCGUGGAUGUGUGUGACCAGCUGAAGGCUGAUGGAAUGAAACACUAUGCUGUCACUGAUGAGGGAGAUCUCAACACAGAACGCAUUGCAGUUGUCCCUUCCAUCAUUGACCGGGGCAGGACCUCAUUUCAGCAAGGUGAUGCCUGCGAUUUGCCAACAUCGCUAGGGCAGUUUGGCUGUGUCCUGGCUGCUAAUCUCAUCUGCAGACUUCACAAGCCUUUUGACUUCCUGGCCCGCUUGCCUGGCUUAGUAGCACCAGGGGGAAUACUUGUUAUUACCUCCCCUUAUACAUGGCUGGAGCAGUUCACACCUAAGUCCACCUGGCUUGGCGGUUAUCGUGAUGAGAAGGGAAAACCGGUUACUGGUUUUGACACACUGAAAGCUCAGCUCUCUCACGCCUUUGACCUUGUGGAGGAGAUGAAUGUGCCAUUUUUCAUCCGUGAAACAGCGAGGAAAAAUCAGUGGACAGUGGCUCAUGUGACCAUCUGGAGGCGAAACUGAUAUGCUAAUUUCAGUCAAAUGUUGCAGUUAUCUUGCAGUAAGCUACUAAGAAAUUUUAUUUUCACCAGCUAAUUACCUUUGUGUAAGGAGCCUCACGAGAUCGUAUGGAAGUAAAGUAAAUCGCACACAACUUCACAUCACUUUUCACUAACUAAUUACCCUUUGGUACUGCAGUGGUGGAAAAUUCCAUGAAAUUAUCGAUUUACCAUGAAUACAUACGGGCUCCAUGUUGUUGAUAACUAGGUCAUUGUGCAGUCAAACCUUGGAUGUCGUGCUUGCUUAGGGUUAGCAGAAUGGGGAGGUGGGAAGGGUAGUUUAACAGCGCUACAAUGCACACAUUCACAUAUGUGAUAUGUAGAAAUAUGAUGAUAUGCUUACUAAUAUUUGUUCCUAGACAUUAAUGCAGAUACACAAAAAGUGUACUGUUUGGUCCUUGAGUCAUCUAUAUCUGAAAUUUACUCGAAAGGUAGGGCAGCGUCAUGUAAAGGCAUGUUUAACCUGGGAUAUAGUCCAAACUAUGUCCCAGGUUUAAUCAAAAGAAGAAUUCUGGUGUGAUC
This is a messenger RNA of Liolophura sinensis, 1489 nucleotides long. RefSeq lists its product as uncharacterized. Bases 48 to 932 code for a protein of 294 amino acids. Gene Ontology annotation, molecular function: S-adenosylmethionine-dependent methyltransferase activity. The transcript is spliced from 4 exons. NCBI's taxonomy places the organism in Eukaryota, Metazoa, Mollusca, Polyplacophora, Chitonida, Chitonidae. The record is from RefSeq and is a predicted model, not a curated record.